AUGCAUUCAGAUGCCCAGGUUAUAUUUAUUGCUGAAUGGAGAUCCCAAGUAUCUUUAUUGAUGAAUGGAGAUACCCACGUAUCUUUAUUGAUGAAUGGAGAUACCAGCCUUGGUUCCGCAAGAAGACGAAGAUACCAUCCCCAUCGAGCUCAUUUUUUUGUGUCCAUAGGAACCACAGUGUCCUAUCUGGCCAAUCUUUAUGACGCGUAUCAUAUAAGAAUUGUCGGGGAGAUUCCAACUGGGUUACCUGAACCUACGUUACCACCUUUCGAGCUGAUGCCAACAGUGUUAGUGGACUCUAUAGUGAUCAGUGUGGUGGCUUAUGUAGUCUCCUUCUCUAUGGCCAGGAUAUUUGCCAAGAGACACAACUACAGUAUUGAUGCUAAUCAAGAACUAUAUGCUCUGGGAGCCAGUAACGUGUUUGGAUCGUUCUUCGGCUGUGCUCCCAUCGCUGUGUCACUGGCUCGCUCUCUCAUACAGGAAGCUGCCGGUGGUGUUACACAGAUAACUUCCUUCGUCUGUUGCUUCCUACUGCUGUUUGUCUUACUGUUUAUUGGGCCCGUCUUUGAAACUCUCCCAAACGCUGUCCUGUCUUCCAUCAUCGUAGUGGCACUGAAGGGAAUGUUCAUGCAAGUGAAAGACUUGAAGAGGGUGUGGGGUGUGUCUCGUCCCGACGCAAUGAUAUGGCUGGCUUCCUUCCUCGGUGUUGUAAUUAUAGACAUAGACUAUGGCUUGUUGUUGGGUAUCGUCACAUCACUGGUGGUUCUGCUCUAUCGUUCACAAGAACCCAAAACUGCUCGUCUCGGACGUGUUCCAAACACCGAUGUUUACCUAAACGUCAACAAAUAUUCCAUGACAGUAGAAGUGCCGACAGUGAGUAUCUUCCAGUUUAUCGGUCCGCUGCACUUUGCUAACAGUGAAUAUUUCCGUCGGGAGCUGAUGUCUGUCACUGGUCUCAACCCAAUCACUAUUGCUGCAAGCAAGUCACUAGUUGAGAAACAGCUGCAGCUGGAGGCUGACCUCACCACCCAGCUGACCAAGCAGGUACAGUACCUGGUGGUUAGAGAUGAUGCUGUGAGUUACACAGACUCCAGUGGUGGUUACCUACUGUCUCAGCUGUGUAAAGAAUACCAGGAGGCUGGUAUUACGUGUGUUCUGGCUUCUCUCUCAAGAUCUUCACUGAAGAAAUCAAAGCAUCAUCAAGUUAAGCCUUCAGAACAACCACUAUUCUGA
Molecule: messenger RNA, 1233 nt
Organism: Cherax quadricarinatus
Lineage: Eukaryota; Metazoa; Arthropoda; Malacostraca; Decapoda; Parastacidae
Source: RefSeq, a predicted model, not a curated record